Molecule: messenger RNA, 1239 nt
Organism: Candidula unifasciata
Lineage: Eukaryota; Metazoa; Mollusca; Gastropoda; Stylommatophora; Geomitridae
Source: the annotation of a GenBank genome assembly
AUGGUCGAGAGCAAUACUGUCAUCAAAGAUCCAGAUGUGGAACCUCCCAUGACGCUCCUGUCAUGUCUGUUGUACAUCAUCGCCAACAUCAUAGCGAUGUUCUUGUACUGGUUGUACCAGCAACAGAGGGCACAAAGACUACGACAUGACGAGUGUGACUAUGUGGAGAAGCUCAGCGACAGCAGCAGCAACAGUGGCAGCAUCCUAACUACCAGCAACUUCCGGCGGCAACACAGGAAACAAGGUAGCCAGUACUCGCUGUUGUCUCUGCUGGGGCUCACUUACAAUGGCUACAAAACUUUCUAUGCAUUUGAGGAUCGGUUCAGUAACUUCAAUGAGGUGGGGAAAGCUUGCAAGAAGGCUGGACUAGAAAAGUGUGGGCUAAUCAUUGGUGUGGACUUCAGCGCAAGCAACGAGUGGCAGGGUAGAAAGACAUUUGGUGGCCAAAAUCUUCACAAAGUGCUGCCAGGCAAGGCUUUAAACCCAUAUCAAAAGGUGAUAUCUAUAAUUGGGCGGACAUUGGAGCCAUUAGAUGAAGACAACCUUAUCCCUGCCUAUGGAUUUGGGGACAGUGUCACCAUGGGUCAGUCUGUGUUCCCAUUCAAAGAGCAAGCUGGAGUGGAGGUCCCAUGUAAGGGUUUCACAGAUGUCUUGGACUGCUAUGGAGUCAUCGCCAACAGCAUUACUUUGGGUGGGCCCACCAAUUUUGCUCCAAUCAUCAGCAAGGCAGUUCAGAUUGUGCGAAACUCAAAACGCUACCAUAUUUUGAUAAUCAUAGCUGACGGACAAGUUAUAGAGCAGAACAGCACAGUACAGGCAAUCGUGGAAGCAUCCUUGUACCCUCUCAGUAUUAUUUUAGUUGGUGUUGGUGAUGGACCCUGGACAACUAUGGAGCAAUUUGAUAACUGUUUGCCAGAUAGAUCUUUUGAUAAUUUCCAGUUUGUGAACUUUCACAUGGUCACCAGUAAAUGCAGAAAGAAUCCAGAAGCCAGUUUUGCCUUACAUGCAAUGAUGGAGAUACCAGACCAGUACAAGACAAUCAAAUCAUUAGGGUACCUGAGUGAAGACAUUCUCCUUAGGGAAAGAAGCAUGAGACAAGGAGACAGCAUAUCCAGAAAUCAAAGUCCCGUAUUUGGAUCUAAAGAGACAAGCAGGCUCAGCACAAAACAUACUUCCAUUCCAAGUAGAUGGAGUUUUCGCAGGAAACAAAACAGUGAACAGACAAAAAUGGAUAAUUGA